This is a messenger RNA of Trichoderma aggressivum f. europaeum, 2106 nucleotides long. RefSeq lists its product as uncharacterized. The transcript has 2 exons. Bases 1 to 2106 code for a protein of 701 amino acids. The record is from RefSeq and is a predicted model, not a curated record. NCBI's taxonomy places the organism in Eukaryota, Fungi, Ascomycota, Sordariomycetes, Hypocreales, Hypocreaceae.
AUGAACAGCACCAGUAGCGGCGGCAGCAACAAUGGCGGCGAUGACAACUCCGACUUCAUCACGGCUAUCGUGGCUUUGGUGGUGUCUGUCGUGGCGCUGCUAGCCACGUUUAUGCAAGUGUUGCAGCAGUACUAUGCGUCUGCACAAGGUUAUUCUCAGUGCAACGAAAAAGUCAUGGGCGGCUGGGCCAAUACCAAGACGAGACAGUUUCGAUUGGACGAGCUGCGAUUCGAGGUCCAAUUCGACGUGCCCGUCAUCUUCGUUUCGCCGCCCACCAACGCCAACGGACCAGUGGCAGAUGCCCCCAUCUACUAUCUCGACGGCACUCAAAAGUCCCAGGACGAUACACAUUCAACCUCGACAUUGGACCUGCGCAAGGAAUACAAGGAGAAGUCUGCAAAGGAAAAGAUUCACACCUCGGACAAUGAAAAGGCCGCCUGGUAUGUGCUGCUCUUCGCCGCCCAGCGCAUGGAGCUGGAAUCACGAGAGUGGCAGGAGAAGCAAUACAAGGAUUUUGGGCCUCCCGCAAACUUACAUGGCAUUCCAUCAAAGCCCCCAACAUUGGUGGAUCACCAUACCCUGACCGUUGCGGUGCAGCGGAAACGCAAGAGCUGGGAUACCAUGCCUCCAUCUGUCACCAAGCCCUACGCCACCACCACCAUGUGCCAUCUGAUAGAAAUGAUGGCUGCGGUCGGUGUGUAUUGGAAAGAAUUCGACCGUAAGCGGGACCGUUACUGGGGAGAGGGCAAUGGCUUCAUGAUCUUGGGCGAGAGAAUCAGUGAUCCGGGACUCAUGUUCUCUUUUCAAGUCAACGGCCAGUGCACCUUUAAACGGAAUCGUGUCAUCCCCGUCGACGAGAUCAAGGAGCUGUGCUUUGGUUAUGUGCCUACCGUCUAUCGUGAAAAGGACGACAAGCGGCGACUGAAGGGCCCCGGCGAAGAGCAGCAAAACCUCAGCACCCUCUUGAUGGGUAGCUUGCGCGAGAUUUCAGAAACCUUGACCUCGAUUGGCUGCAACAAUGUGACGACUCGAAUGUGCUUGGAUGCUGGGACGCGAAUGUCUCACCUCUUUCCCAUAUCGUUCGAGAUCCUGGGCAUGGUGAGCCGGAUAUUCCAUAUAGAAAACAGCAGUUUCACAUACCUCCCUAAUCCCACGCCCGACAGCUGGGAUAAUUCAUCAGUCUCCCUGCCCAAAAUACUUGAUGCAUUUUACUUAAAGGCUCAAUUCGACCCCAUGGGAACAAAGCAACACUCUAUCGUGAUUGCACGCUACAGGCAACAUAUUGAGCAAAUAAGGGAGCAUCUGGAUGACGAUAAGAGCCUCGAUAGAUGGCUCCUCCUGAGGUCGCUCCAUGCGGCAUUGGAUGACACAGAUGAUGUCCUCACUGCGAGGACAAAAUCACAAAGGCAGACCAGCCACGAUGCCGAGGAAGCCUCGGACAAGCCGCUGGACGAAGCUUCUCGCGCGGAAAGGCAUAUGCGUCGGCGGGAAAUUGUUCAGGAUGUCUUGAGACACCACAUCCAGGAGGUGAUUAGGCUUCUUAACCAACAAGAAGACCAAAACUCGGAUUCCCUCUCGCUCCAUCCAGAAGUGCCGGCCCCUUCAGAGAAAUCCCGCCCGAGGCCGCCGCUUCAGCGGUUUGAGGAUAUGGACGCUGCCGGACCCGACGAUCGACAAGAUAUUUUAAUGGACGUGUAUUUCGAUGUUAUUCGGCCCCAUGUGGUGUCGACUGCCUUUCGCACGACUGAUCGAAGAAACAGCCUUGUUGGAGCCCCUCCCAGUAUCCGCUCGAACACCUCACUUCUCCCACCUCACAGUCCCGCAAGUGAAUCCAUAGUCAAGGGCGGGGAGCAUUCGACGAGGGAGGUGGCUCUGCAUCUUGAAGGCCGGCGAGAGAUCUCCAUCACGGUGAGAAACGCUGCGGAAUCAGAAGACAUCCUCAGCGGUGUCUCGCUCGCUGACUUGGACGUUACCCACGAUGAUGUGUGGUGCACUCUUGUUUUCCGCAUGGUCUGUUGGCUGAUGCUGCACAACUUUAACAAGAAGGAUGUGCAGUUGCCUAAGAGCGAGCUGUUGGGGAGCCGAAUGCCGGUUUACAUUUCAUGA